CUUAACGCGCUGCAAUAGAUAUCUUCACAGCAUUCGCGACCCAGCGGCAGCUUCGGACGGUCGCGGCGCGGACCUUGGCGCGGGAAAUGCUAAAAAUGCCGACGCGGUGAACUGCGCUGCCCGAGCCCGCCGAGCGUCCCAAACACUUCUAACAAUGUUACGACAUUUAUUGGUACUGCGUUGGAGUCCGGGCGCGCAGCUCGGCGUGAGGCAGUUUUCAGAAUUUCUGCCGAGCCGACGCGAUGAACUAUGCCGCCCGAGCCCGCUGACCGCCUCAAACGCUUCUAUGAAUGUCUCGACACCGAGCGGCACUGGGCUGGAGGCCGGGCGAGCAGCCCGGUUGCGCCUGGGCGCCUGGGGGAGCGCUCUCGACGGCCAGCUUCGCGCGGCCGCGGCGCAGACCUCGGCGCGAGAAAUGCUAAAAAUGCCGACGCGGCGAACUAUGCUGCCCGAGCCCGCUGAGCGGCCCAAACGCUUCUAUUAAUGUCUCGACACCGAGCGGCGCUGCGCUGGAGGCCGGGCGAGCAGCCCGGCGCGAGGCUGCUUCUGGAAAUUUGCCGAGCAUCGUUCCCGAACUCGCUCUCCCGGCCGCCCGGCGCCCCGCUGAUGCGAUUGUAUAUCAGUAAAUGAUAUGUUGAAUUCAUAUUAUGCACAUAUCGGCGCGGGCUCGCGCCGGAGUGCGCGCGGGACCGCUCGCAAGGUUUUUAUGCUCGUGAAACCGUCGCGACCUUUUUUCUCCGCGCGCGGCCGGCGCCGCGCCCCCAUUUUUGAUAUCGUGCAUAUCUAUUAUGCGAGUGCUACAAUACUGUAUAUCACCGGCGGCCGCGCGCCCCCGGCGAGCGGAAGGGCGAGUGUACGGCGCGCACGCACGCACGCACGGACGCACGCAGUGAAAUUUUGAGGGCGACACAUCCCUCCGCAAUCGGAGAUUGCUCCGGGAACAUGACGGGAUGCUGACGCAUCCCCCCGGAGCAAAUUGGAGGGGGGGGGAGGUUGGGGCAGGUUGGACGGCACUUGGGGAGGGUGGGGGUGCAGGGGCGUGUGUGGGGGUGGGUUUGGGCAUUUCCUUGGCUGGCACGGGCUGCCGCCGGACGCCUGGGAGCGCUGUCGAGGGCUAGGCACGGAAUGCAGGCAGCGGGGAGGGCGCGCGGUGUUGUGGGUGUCCUGUUCUGUGUGCGGGUGCCCAUGGGGUGGACGGGUGGAAAGGGGAAGGCGUGUGUAGGCGCGCAAGUGCUCGGAGUGCGCGCCGAGUGACCUUAACGCGCUGUAACAGAUAUCUUCG
Messenger RNA from Chlamydomonas reinhardtii, 1282 nucleotides. RefSeq lists its product as uncharacterized. NCBI's taxonomy places the organism in Eukaryota, Viridiplantae, Chlorophyta, Chlorophyceae, Chlamydomonadales, Chlamydomonadaceae. The coding region runs from base 287 to 484 and encodes 65 amino acids. The transcript has 3 exons. The record is from RefSeq and is a predicted model, not a curated record.